CAACUGAAACUAAUAUUUGUGAACAAGAUGAAUGUGGACCACCUUAUUUCUGUGAGAUGCUGGGGGUUAGAGAAUAAUGCUCUAAACCCUUUUCCUGACAUCAGGACAGUAAGUCCCACUUAAGUUUCAUUGGAUGGCUUUAAAGGGUUAAAAUUUAGUAGGAGAGCAUUUUCUAACACUGAGUAGGGAGAUGCAAUGAGUCCAUUGAUAGGGUCUGUUCUUUGAGGAAGUCCAUAUGGGAUCAAGUGAACAAAUAAACAACAAUUUAAUGAACUAAAUUAAAGCAUACAAUAACCAAAGAUACUGGGUUAUAUACAGGCAUAUGUAACAUAACAUCUGGUACUAUGACUAAGGAUUAACAUAUAUCAAUUAUACAAAAUUUAGUUUGUUCCUGAACUAUCUACUUAAGUCUAGGUUGACCGAGAGAGAGUUUACAAUUCUACAUACACUACCUUGUGAAGAUUAUUCAUUGUUUCCUGAUCCAGUUUAAUCGAACAUCAGUGAAACACACUGGAUCGGUAGUCAGUAGGGAAAUAUCCAAGGGAACAAGGAAACAAUCUGGACCAGCUGUCGGCAAUUGGUGGUCCAUGGAUCAUUGAUGGUUCGUGAGAAAAUUUGGGUGGUCCAUGGAGAAAUUUGGACAUUGAUCAACUGAAGCUUAUGUAAUGUAUUAUGAAAGAAAUGCAAAAUGCUUAGUUGCUUUUAUCACUCAUUGAGGGUUUUUUAUUCGAAUCUAAAACCAAAUACAAAGCGAUUGUUAUCAAUAAAUAAUGAACAAUAAACAAUAUUGUGAGUGCAAUUGUUGUCCUUUGUGGAAAAGCACUAAGAGUCCAUAAACUUAUUUCAAACAAGCAGCAAUGAACUUUAGGCUUCCAUUAAUUUGUUAUAAUUAAACGAGUGAAUUUCAUAUAUCUAAUGUAAGUUACUUACAAAAUGUUGGCUAAACAUCAAAUAUAUUUUAAUACAGUUUUAUAUAAAUUUAAUAAAAACAGUGAUAGUAAAAGAAACAUAUAUAAAGUUGCUACUGAAACUGAUACCAGUAGUGAUGUUAGCUGGAUGAAAAAGAAAAAGAGUAAUUUUCAAACACCAAAGAAAACAUACAGUAAAAAGAAAAAAUUGAGGAAAAAACAUAUUGUGCCAACAACAAGCAGUUCAGAAAGAGAGAGUAUCAAACAGCCUAGGACUAAGAAGAGAACUAAAAAGGCCAAAAGUAUGAACUUGAAUGUAGAAGAUUCAUCACCUUAUGAUUUGUCAAAGAUGUUGAAUGAGACUGUUACUGAAAAUAAGAAAAAUAAAAGAAGAAAAUAUCCUUCCUUAAAAAUUAAACAAACAAAAAAAGAUUCAGACUGGUCUGAAAUUGAUAACACAGUACUAAUAAUUGAAAGAAAUAAAAAUUUUAAUGCUUCUCAUAUUGAUGAUGAAAUAAAGAGAACUAUAUCUAAUGAUACAAUCAAAAGUUUAAAUGUAUAUAAAAACAUUUCAGAAUCGAAUAUGUAUCUAAAUGACAAUGACUCUGAAAUAAAUGAAACAAAUGCAUCUUUAUCACACAAUGAAAAGAAUAACCAGGAAGAAAUAUCUAAUAUACCCAACUAUGAACCUAAAUUACCAGAAUCGAUUAAGGAAUCUUUCAGUGAAUUGAAAAUAAAUGUAAAUAAAAAUAGGAACAUUUUACUAUCAAAUGAAAAUAUGACAAGUUAUGAAAAUGAUUCUAAAAUUGCUUCUAUGACUGAAAAUAUAAACAGCUAUAUUGAUAAUUUAAAUCCUGUAAUUUCAGAAAUGGUGAAUGAGCCAAAUGAUGACCAUUUAGAAAUAAAUGAUAUGCAAAAUAUUUGUUUAUCAACAAAAGAAAAUAAUCAAACAAGAAUAUUAAGUUCAUUAAAACCUGUGCCAACAUUAUCAAAAUCCACAAAUGGCUUUCCUAAUGAAAGAAAUAACAACAUAAAUGAAAUAAAAAUUAAUUCAUUUUUAAAUGAAAAUUUGGAAAAAAGAUCUGAAAAUAAUGUGUCUAAAAUCUUAAAUAAUAAAGAAUCUUGGCAAAAUAAUAUACAAAAAUCAAAGUUUGAUGAUAUUGAAAGAUUAAGAGAAACUUGUGAAGUAGAAAAUAUUUCUUCUCAUUUAAUCCACGGUAGUCCUAUUCUUGUAGAUUUAGAAAAUACAUUGGAUGAAUCAGAAAGUAGUAAAGAUGAUUCAAAAUUGAUGAUUUCACCAGAAGUAUCAAAUAAUGCUGGAUCUUUUAGAAGCUCAAAUAAAACUUUGGAAUAUGUAUCACCAGUUGAACUUCAUUCUAUAAACGAAGAAGAAAUUUAUAAUCAAGAAGAAAAAAAGUUCAUGACUUUAAGAUUACAACAGUUUUUAAAUUCUCUUCAUUCAUCAUCAUCUCCUGUUGAAGAUCAUUCAGUGAUGGAAAAACCUUUAUCAAGUGAAAUGUCAAAUAUAAAUAAUUAUGAAAAUGCAAUCUCAGCAUCAUUUUUUGUGGAUCUAGAUUGUCCCAGAUAUGUCCCAGAUAUGUCCAACUCCUCCCUCACCAUCCUCAUUGUGGAUCUGACCAAACCAGCAAUAGGGAUGGAAAAAGGCUCUCUUAGUACCAGAAGGAUAGAAAGAGUUAUAAAAAGAAAAAUGUCACUUCAGAAUCAACUACUCUCUCAGUACAAUUGAGGUUAAAAGUACUACAGUAUUUUACAUGCCUAGUACAUUCAUGGUAAAGCUUUUACAAAUUAUAAGAAAAGCAGUGCAUUCACUUACAGGUUUGCCUCAGAUAAUAUGGAAACUUGAUUAGUUGGGAUUUCAGAUAACCAGGGUUUUACUGCAUAUGGAAUGAAAAGAAUUUUAAAAUUUAGUGUAUAUUAUAAUAGAAGUGGAUUUACUUAGAAGGUAAAUUGAGGUUAAAAGUAGA
Centruroides sculpturatus (bark scorpion) is the source of this 2893-nucleotide messenger RNA. RefSeq names its product probable serine/threonine-protein kinase ndrD. The transcript is spliced from 9 exons. The record is from RefSeq and is a predicted model, not a curated record. Lineage: Eukaryota; Metazoa; Arthropoda; Arachnida; Scorpiones; Buthidae. The coding region runs from base 934 to 2655 and encodes 573 amino acids.